UGCAGUCGUAUCAAGGGACGUUUUAUUGAAGAAAGUCAUAAACGUAGGAUAGUUCUGCAGAGAAAACCCAAUGUGCUUUACCCCAAACACCCGACUGCUUUCGGUCCCGCAAAUGAUACCAAUGUAAUACGUAGCGAGGCCGUAGACACGGCACUUUCAGUGGUGCCCAAUGAUACAAGUCAACAUCUUCAGGCCUCAGUCCCACCUAGUCGCCAGCUUGCUAAUUUCUGUGUUCUUCGCCAGCCAUCCUCCAUGUUUAUGACGUCUUCCGACCCUUUGACUUUUUCCUCUCCAGCUAAUUCCAUAUCUGCGAAUUCCUCUCUUGCUGCAUAUACCUCGAGGGAGGCGAGGACCAUGCAAGCCCAGAUAUUCGACAAGGGGCCAUCCACUACAGAGUCGAAGGCAGGUUUCCGCUUUAUGUUAAACCUUAAUUUUUAUACGUCUUUUUUAUAUUGGUACAAUCAUUCCAUAUGA
Molecule: messenger RNA, 474 nt
Organism: Protopolystoma xenopodis
Lineage: Eukaryota; Metazoa; Platyhelminthes; Monogenea; Polystomatidea; Polystomatidae
Source: the annotation of a GenBank genome assembly